Ramularia collo-cygni is the source of this 2328-nucleotide messenger RNA. RefSeq names its product probable cullin-1. The record is from RefSeq and is a predicted model, not a curated record. Gene Ontology annotation, biological process: SCF-dependent proteasomal ubiquitin-dependent protein catabolic process; protein ubiquitination. The coding region runs from base 1 to 2328 and encodes 775 amino acids. NCBI's taxonomy places the organism in Eukaryota, Fungi, Ascomycota, Dothideomycetes, Mycosphaerellales, Mycosphaerellaceae. Gene Ontology annotation, molecular function: ubiquitin protein ligase binding. The transcript has 2 exons. Gene Ontology annotation, cellular component: SCF ubiquitin ligase complex.
AUGGCGUCCGCCGCCGAGAUUGCGGCCAAGCGGCCUGCACCUCCGAUGCCCACCUCAAAGGACGAUGUUGACGGCACUUGGAACUUCCUCGAAUGGGGCGUGGAGCGUAUAAUGUAUAGUCUGAGUGACGGUGUGGAUCUCAAGACAUACAUGUCCCUCUACACCUCGAUCCACAACUUCUGCACAGCACAAAAGGCUGUGGGUGCGGGGAGCAGUGCGCUCAACAGCAACCACCGCGGCGCGCACUUGCUCGGCGAAGACCUGUAUCAUCGGUUGAACAUCUACCUCAAGGGCCACCUCGCAGCCGUGCACGCCGAAAUGGUCCAGCACUCUGACGAGGCGCUGCUCACAUUCUACAUCAAGGAGUGGAAGCGAUACACACAGGCCGGCAUGUACAACAACCAUCUCUUUCGCUAUCUGAACCGUCACUGGGUGAAGCGCGAGAUGGAGGAGGGCAAGAAGGACAUUUACGACAUUUACACCCUGCAUUUGGUGCGCUGGAAGGAAGACAUGUUUGGCUCGACACAGAACGCUGUCAUGGAAGCUGUCCUCCGCUUGGUUGAAAAGCAGCGUAAUGGCGAGACCAUCGAGCAGAGCAAGAUCAAGGACGUCGUGCAGUCCUUUGUAUCUCUCGGAAUUGAUGAGCAGGAUAGCACCAAGACCACCUUGGAUGUCUACCGCCAACAUUUCGAAAAGCCAUAUCUGGAGGCUACCACCGCCUACUACGAGACGGAGUCUGUAGCAUUCCUGGGGGACAACUCUGUGAUGGAUUACAUGAAGAAGGCGGAGCGUCGGCUCGACGAGGAAAAGGAGCGCGUCCCUCUAUACCUCCUCCCGGAGAUUCUAGCACCACUGAUGAAGUGCUGUGAAGCGGCUCUGAUCGCAAAGCACGCCGCGACGCUCAGGGAUGAGUUCCAGACGUUGCUCAACCAAGAUCGCGAGGACGACAUGGCACGCAUGUACAAGCUGCUCGCACGUAUCCCUGAAGGAUUGGAUCCCCUUCGCCACCGCUUCGAAGCCCACGUGCGCCAAGCCGGUCACCUCGCGAUCGACAAGGUUCUCGUCCAGGGCGACAACCUGGAUCCCCGUGCAUACAUUGACGCCUUGCUCGAAGUUCACACACAUUACUCUGCCCUUGUCCAGACCGCCUUCACGGGUGAGUCUGAAUUCGUGCGGUCGCUGGACAAUGCCUGCCGUGAGUACGUGAAUCGCAACAGGGUCUGUGCGAAGAACUCGACCCGCUCUCCAGAGCUGCUCGCCAAGCACGCCGACAACGUGUUGAAGCGAUCCACCAAGGCUACCGAGGAAGACGACAUGGAGAAGAUGCUCAACCAAGUCAUGACCAUCUUCAAAUACAUCGAGGACAAGGAUGUGUUCCAGAAAUUCUAUUCCCGCCACCUCGCGAAGCGCCUCGUCAACGGCACAUCCGCCUCUGGUGAUGCCGAGACCUCGAUGAUUUCCAAGCUGAAAGAUGCGUCCGGCUUCGAGUACACCAACAAGCUGCAGCGCAUGUUCCAAGACAUGCAGACCUCCAAGGAUCUCAACAACGCAUACGAGGAGUGGCGCACGCAAACUGUCGACAAGGAGGAUCGCAAGAAYGACAUCGAUGCCACUUACCAGAUUCUCGGCACUGGAUUCUGGCCGCUGCAGCCGAGUGGUACUGCUUUUGCGCCACCGGCCGUCAUCAUCAAGACCUACGAGCGCUUCUCAACAUUCUACGGCAACAAGCACGGCGGUCGCAAGUUGACUUGGCUGUGGCAUCUCUGCAAGGGUGAGAUUCGUGCCAACUUUAUCAAGAUGAACAAGGUGCCAUACACUUUCCAAGUCUCGACAUACCAAAUGGCGAUCCUUCUCAUGUUCAACGACCAGGAGACGCAGACUUACGACAACAUUGCAGCCGUCACUUCUCUUGCCAAAGAGACUCUCGAUCCUUCCAUUGGCAUCAUGCUCAAGGCUCGGCUUCUCAUCGCCAAGCCAGAGGGUGCCGGCUCUCAGAGCGGCACCAGCUACACGCUGAAUCACGGAUUCAAGAAUAAGAAGGUCAAGGUCAACCUCAACGUGGCCAUCAAGUCGGAGCAGAAGCAGGAGGCGGAGGAUACCCACAAGACCAUUGAGGAAGACCGCAAGAUGCUUAUGCAGUCUGCUAUUGUGCGCAUCAUGAAGUCGCGAAAGACUAUGAAACAUACGCAGUUGGUAUCGGAGACCAUUGCGCAGAUCAAGAACCGCUUCAGUCCCAAGGUCGGAGACAUCAAGAAGUGCAUCGACAUCUUGCUGGAGAAGGAGUACCUGGAACGUUUGGAGGACGACGACCUUGGCUACCUUGCGUAA